AGUAGAGAGUGCAGCUUUCUCACUCAGCUCAGCGCAGAUGAACACACAGCGGUCUCUGCAGACGCGUUGAUGUUACAUUAAAGAGCUAAAAUGGCGGAGCGCUGUGUGGAAGGUGGACGUUAGGAGGCUGUGAGGAGCGGACGUGUUUAAGCAGGAGCCAUGAGGCGCCUCGGCUCCGUGCAGCAGAAAAUCCCGUGUGUUUUUCUCACUGAGGUGAAAGAGGAAGCGUCCAGAAAGCGGGACGGGCAGGUGAGAGGGCAGCAUUUUCAGGUGGUUGCCACGGAUACAGUGAACCCAGUGGCUGUCGAGUCGGACGUCCACCGUGCGCUCGCCACUGAAAAGCUGGACGGCACGUGCUGCUACGUCACUCCGUACAGAGGAGAACCGUACCUCUGGGCUCGCCUGGAUCGGAAACCCACCAAGCAGGCGGACAAGAGGUUCAAGAAAUAUCAAUACACUCAAAAGACCUGUAAAGGUUUCGAAUGGAACGUGGAAGAAGAUUUCCGAACCGUGCCUGAAUCCUGGAUUCCUGCACGUCGAGUUCAGUAUGAGAGCGGUCAUCCGGUACCUGAUGAACACGGACACAUCCCGGGAUGGGUUCCAGUGGACAAUUUCAACAAGCAGUACUGCUGGCACGCGUCUGUGGUCGACUACGACGCCCGAGCGGCUCUUGUCCUGAGGCCGAGCGGUGAGGAUGAAGCUGUGCUGGAAAUCGCCAGCGUUCCCCUGACUGAGCUGAUGGAGCAAACACUGGAGCUCAUCGGGACCAAUGUGAACGGAAACCCGUACGGUUUGGGCAGUAAGAAGAAUCCGCUCCACGUUCUGGUGCCGCACGGAAUCCUGCGCAUCCGCAACGCUCCUGCAGUGGAGUACCAUCAGCUUCACUCGUGGUUUCGGGAAAGUGACGAGGGCCGUGUGGAGGGAAUAGUGUGGCACUGUAACGACGGUGCGCUCGUCAAGAUUCAUCGGCACCACUUGGGUCUGAAGUGGCCCGACGGCGAUGCUUUUUUAAACUCCCGGCCUGUGGAGGUUCACGUGGACCGGCUCCCGUUAGAUCCGGACGCUUCACCUGACUCGCGGAAGAACCUGUUCUCCGCUCUGUCCAGCCUCACUGGACGCCGUUUCAGCUCCAUCACAGACGUCCAGCUCGAAGCCUGAUCAGUUACACAACAUUCCUCCUCCUCCUCAACUCUUUCACCUCUGCUUUACAGCGAGGUUCGUCUUUACCGACAGGACGGAGCUGAGUAGCAGGAUUCUUUGCUCGUGUAUGCUGUAAAGUAGCACUUAAUAAUCAUGGAAGAUUUACUACAUGAUGCUGAUAAUGAGCCUAAAAUGGUGGAUUAAGUCGCUCUCGAUUUUAAGAGGGAGAAUUGAUGUAGAUGUAAUUUAUUUAGCCAAAAGUGAAGUAUGUAACAUACACAUGACGUACACAAAUGCUGUUAUAAUAAACACAUGUAACAGCUUGAACUGAAGUUAUAAAAAAAUUUUUUUUCAUUCAUUUUUUUGAUACAAUGGAACAAUUUUGGGGCAGUGAUGAGUGCAGCUAGUCACAAAAAUAUCACAUUCUCUUCACCAUCAUUUAAAACACUCAAUCUACAGCGUUCAUAAAUAUACUUUUUACACACACACACACACACACAC
This is a messenger RNA of Pangasianodon hypophthalmus (striped catfish), 1641 nucleotides long. It is a transcript of the gene rlig1, whose product is annotated as chromosome 7 C12orf29 homolog. Gene Ontology annotation, molecular function: RNA ligase (ATP) activity. The record is from RefSeq and is a predicted model, not a curated record. Lineage: Eukaryota; Metazoa; Chordata; Actinopteri; Siluriformes; Pangasiidae. The transcript has 7 exons. Gene Ontology annotation, biological process: response to reactive oxygen species. Bases 160 to 1158 code for a protein of 332 amino acids.